This is a messenger RNA of Lolium rigidum, 1067 nucleotides long. RefSeq lists its product as uncharacterized. Lineage: Eukaryota; Viridiplantae; Streptophyta; Magnoliopsida; Poales; Poaceae. The record is from RefSeq and is a predicted model, not a curated record. The transcript is spliced from 7 exons. Bases 25 to 927 code for a protein of 300 amino acids.
GCGGAGGCGGGGGCGUACGAGGAGAUGCUGCGGGUGGUGGAGGCGUGCGCCGCCCGCAUCCGGUGGCGCCUCCGGCCCCAGUCCAAGCGCCGCCUCCUCAACGAUAUCAUGUUCCUCUGCACCGGGUUGCGGCCUGUGAUACUCAUGGACUACGGUGGCACGAUGCCUCAGGUACAGGAUAAUCUCUGCAGCCUGCUGCACCACGCUCGGCAGGAAGCAAGCAUCUUGAAUCCACUAAGGGUGAUGGUUAUCAACGAUAUGCUCUAUGUGAUUCACAUACAAGGACUUGCUGAACAUGUGUCACCAAAUGCAAGGUCACAGCACCAGCUAGCUUUUGUGGACCUAGAGAAAAGCUGUUGCCAACUGCUUGCCAACACAGAAAAGAAUGAAACCAUGAUGGAGCUUUUAUCUAUCCAAGAUCGUUUUUCAGCUACAUUCCCUAUUGAAGCAGUUGUAGAACCUGGAACAACAAAGCAGGAGCCAAGACUCCCAGAGAGAGCCAAUGAUGUGGAGUGCACUGGCAGCAUUGCGGACACGACCUCACUGGUUGUUGUUCUGAGUGCCUUCCUAGAGAGUACCCAAAUUGCACUGCCUUCUUUGAAUGGGUGGCUUCUGGGUUAUCCUGUAACGUAUUUGUUUCGCAAUGGAAGUGCUGAGGCAGCCACACGGAAUCUCUCCAAGCACUCUCUUCAUAUCUAUAGGAUAUAUGUUGUCAGAAAUCUCCAUUCAGAUGCUAAACAAUCAGAAGUGGAACUGUUGAGUUUUUCAGUUCCUUGUGACUUGAGUGCGAAACGGGAGGAAGAACCAUGGGCAAAAUCAUUUCUAGCUCACAUGAACAAGAAGGUCGAGCGGUGCAGCCAUGUCUGGACAUCAGUGCGAAUUGAGAUGGAGGUUUUCCAAAGCCAGUCGGGGGUCAUCGUGCUGUAGUUUUUCAUAACAUCAGGCCUUUUACAACUAAGCCAGCUGGCAUUCAAUGUCAAAUGGUAUCUGUAUUCAUCGGUGAACUCGAUUCUCUCCAUGACAUCUUAUAAUGAUCUCGAAUGGUAAUGUUUGCUUUUGGGUUUCAA